AUGAAAUUUUCUGGAAUUCUUCUAUUGGUCGUUCUCUCCACAGUAAAUGCUUUACCACAUCCUGGAUAUCCAAUUGCUGAAUCAUACCCAAUUGCAUCAUAUCCAAUUGCCGAAAGAUCUGAAAGUAAUCCGAAAGAUCCGAAUAAUCCUGAAUCAUACCCAAUUGCCGAAAGAUCUGAAAGUAAUCCGAAAGAUCCGAAUAAUCCUGAAUCAUAUCCAAUAGCCGAAAGAUCUGAAAGUAAUCCGAAAGAUCCGAAUAAUCCUGAAUCAUACCCAAUUGCCGAAAGAUCUGAAAGUAAUCCGAAAGAUCCGAAUAAUCCUGAAUCAUAUCCAAUUGCUGAAAGAUCAGAAGGUAAUCCGAAAGAUCCGAAUAAUCCUGAAUCAUACCCAAUUGCCGAAAGAUCAGAAAGUAAUCCGAAAGAUCCGAAUAAUCCUGAAUCAUAUCCAAUUGCCGAAAGAUCAGAAAGUAAUCCGAAAGAUCCGAAUAAUCCUGAAUCAUAUCCAAUUGCUAAAAGAUCUGAUUGCCGAUACCCUGACUCCGAAUCGAAUUCGAAACCUGCAUCAUAUCCAAUUGCCGAAAGGACCUGCUAA
Messenger RNA from Funneliformis caledonium, 591 nucleotides. The record is from the annotation of a GenBank genome assembly. NCBI's taxonomy places the organism in Eukaryota, Fungi, Glomeromycota, Glomeromycetes, Glomerales, Glomeraceae.